This is a messenger RNA of Trichophyton benhamiae CBS 112371, 1263 nucleotides long. RefSeq lists its product as uncharacterized. The transcript is spliced from 2 exons. Gene Ontology annotation, cellular component: mitochondrion. Lineage: Eukaryota; Fungi; Ascomycota; Eurotiomycetes; Onygenales; Arthrodermataceae. Gene Ontology annotation, molecular function: protein-arginine omega-N symmetric methyltransferase activity. The record is from RefSeq and is a predicted model, not a curated record. Bases 1 to 1263 code for a protein of 420 amino acids.
AUGUUGACAAGAGAUUUCAUCGAGGACAGCCUAUACAACCCGCAUUACGGCUACUUCUCGAAGCACGCGACUAUCUUUUCGCCUGGCGAACCUUUCGAUUUCAAUAACAUCGAGGAUGGGCCUGCAUUUAACAAACUGUUAGACCAACGAUACGUGGAAUUCGAAGAUAAGCUUGACGAGACGAAUUACGAUGAAACAAGACAGUUGUGGCACACACCCACUGAGCUCUUCCGCCCUUAUUAUGGGGAAGCUAUCGCCCGGUAUCUCGUUACGAACUAUAAGUUGACACUUUUUCCAUACCAUGACCUGAUAAUCUACGAGAUGGGAGCCGGAAACGGUACGAUGAUGCUCAAUAUUUUGGACUACAUACGAGAUGUUGAGCCGGAAGUAUAUCAAAGAACGAAGUACAAGAUCAUCGAGAUUUCGAGCAGUCUCGCCAAUUUACAACAACAGAAUCUCAAUCACUCCAUUCAUGCCGGUGGCCACGGCGGCCAUGCUGAGGUUAUCAAUCGGUCGAUAUUCGACUGGAAUACAUACGUUCACUCUCCCUGCUUUUUCCUAGCAUUGGAAGUCUUCGAUAAUUUUGGUCACGAUGUGAUCCGUUAUGACAUGGAGACUGGGCAGCCCAGGCAGGGAUGUGUUCUCAUAGACUCUGACGGGGAGUUUUAUGAAUAUUAUGUUCCGGAUUUAGAUCGCUCAGCCGCUCGAUUCCUGCGUGUUAGGCAAGCAGCGGCCCGCCGACCGUUUACCACCCCACUAGGACCCCGGUUGUGGCGCAAGUUGCAGACAGCGCUUCCUUUUGCGCCAAAUAUGACACUGCCAGAGUAUAUUCCAACUCGACUAAUGCAGUUCUACGAUGUUCUGCAUGAUUAUUUCCCAGCCCACCGUCUUAUUGCGAGUGACUUCAACUCUCUCCCAGACGCCGUGCCAGGUUUCAAUGCUCCAGUUGUCCAAACUCGAUAUCAAAGAAGGAAUGUUCAAGCAACAACUCCAUAUGUAAGUAAUCUCUGCAACUUAUUUUUAGUUAUAAUGCUCACUCUGCUUUUUCUUCAGGUUCAUCAAGGAUAUUUUGAUAUAUUCUUCCCCACCGACUUCAAUGUAAUGGAGGAUGUGUACCGGGCGAUCACCGGUAAACUCACACGGCUAACGGGCCACGAUGACUUCAUGAGGCGUUGGGCAUAUCUAGAAGACACUCAAACGAAGAACGGCGAGAACCCCCUCCUAGGCUGGUAUAAAAAUGCCAGUGUGAUGAUAACUGUAUAA